This is a messenger RNA of Colletotrichum phormii, 330 nucleotides long. RefSeq lists its product as uncharacterized. The coding region runs from base 50 to 277 and encodes 75 amino acids. The record is from RefSeq and is a predicted model, not a curated record. The transcript has a single exon. Lineage: Eukaryota; Fungi; Ascomycota; Sordariomycetes; Glomerellales; Glomerellaceae.
GCCCGCUUCCCUUCCCACACUUCCCCGACGCACCAAGACAGCCCGCCCCAUGCCGUUUCGGGUCUGGGCUCCCUUGUCAUUCUCGUUUACCAUUGCUGUUUUCGUCACAAGCGUCCUCAGCAUCGAUUCGGUAAGGCAGAGCCCCUGCAACAUGAGAUCUGCGGAACCCAGAGAAACGGGUCCUGCGUAUACACGGCUCGAUUUGCUGGCCAAAGCCCUGUUGUCAAUCUCCCCCCUCUUGUCUGGCACGUCUGGGUGCGUGCAGUGUGCGCGGUAAAGAAAACAUGGUGAAAAUGAUCCCCAGGGCAGGCAGCUUGGGUCCCUGGCUAG